AUGCCCGAUUCCGCGAUAUCGUCGCCUGGGGCCUCACGCUCUACUCGCUCCCUGAAGCGUUCCGCAUCAGCUGCGUCACUUCCUACUCCGCCGAGAACGAACCGACGACGGAAAAAUAGGAAACUGCGUAGUCUUAAAGCAGUAGAAGAAGAAGCAGGUGGUGAAGCGAGCUCGGAUGAAGAACAAAGACAAGAAAGGCAUUACAAGAGGCGAAGGAUCAGUAACGUGCCAGAGGAGAACGAGGAAGACGAGGAGGCGUUUUGGACGGCUGGAUCCCCAACUUCUCACAAUUUUCAGAAAGGAAAAGCGAAGGAGGCUGACGAAGUUGAAACAGAAUCUGAUUCAGACACAGCGACUUCAUUUCUCUCUCGCCGCGGGCAGAGGUCGUCGACAGUAGGCAGUGCUCCAGUCUCACCGCCUCCGUCUCAUCGUCGUAUCCCAGCUGCAAAAAUUGCUUCUAUCGCACCGGCGCUGCAGCUUUUGCCAGUUGUUGAAGAAAACCCGAGUCCAAGUGGGACUUCACCACCUGCAACACCUAAAUCUUCCAAAGUACUCGCUUUGAGGGAUUCCCCGUAUAAUCCGUUCUUGGCGUCGCCUCUGGAUUUGGAUGAUGUCGCCUCUACAUCCAAAUCGUCGAAGACGUCAACAGGGCCCCUUCAGGAAAAACCAACCGUGACUUUCAUUUUUCGCGGUGUCAAAAAGGAAUAUCCUAAUCCGUAUUAUGACCACACAAAGGACAAGCCACGAUCACCUGAGCCAAAUUCACUGUUGCCGCCCGAGCACAAAGACUACACACCUGAUCUUAGAGGUACCCCUCGAGCACUGUGGCCCAGGAAGAAGAAGGCAGCACUACUCUCAGCUCCAGAGUCGCCGAGUGAUGAUGAGGAAGAGGUUUCGCUCAGGCCAGUGAGGCUCUUUGGUCCAGGUGGUCGUCAUCCCGGGUUCACACGAUCGUAG
Messenger RNA from Lentinula edodes (shiitake mushroom), 957 nucleotides. RefSeq lists its product as uncharacterized. The coding region runs from base 1 to 957 and encodes 318 amino acids. NCBI's taxonomy places the organism in Eukaryota, Fungi, Basidiomycota, Agaricomycetes, Agaricales, Omphalotaceae. The record is from RefSeq and is a predicted model, not a curated record. The transcript has 3 exons.